Messenger RNA from Canis lupus familiaris (dog), 2335 nucleotides. It is a transcript of the gene LRRC14, whose product is annotated as leucine rich repeat containing 14. The record is from RefSeq and is a predicted model, not a curated record. The transcript has 4 exons. Gene Ontology annotation, molecular function: kinase binding. NCBI's taxonomy places the organism in Eukaryota, Metazoa, Chordata, Mammalia, Carnivora, Canidae. The coding region runs from base 220 to 1836 and encodes 538 amino acids. Gene Ontology annotation, cellular component: cytoplasm.
GUCGUCCUCGCGAGAUUUGCCUGCAGGCCGAGCAGGGCCGGGGCGGCGGCCGGGGCUUCUCCGGACCCCGGGCCCGGAGGACCUCCAUCGUGCCGUAGGCCGGGGAGCGGGGCCUGUGCGGCGGGGCCUGUGCGGCCGGAGCUCCCCUGCCCCGAGCGCAUCGCGGGGGCCGUGACCUUGGCGUGUCCUUCACUGAGUGCCAGCUCCGUGCCCGGUCCCAUGCUGGGCUUUCUCACCACCAGUGAUGGAGAAGGCUGUGGCCCGGUGGUGGCCUGGGGUCUGUCCUCCCUGCUGAAGGGCCCUUCCCUGCAGGUGGCUUCCUGCCUGGCCCAGCGCCAUGCACACGCUUGUGUUCCUGAGCACGCGGCAGGUGCUCCAGUGCCAGCCAGCGGCCUGCCAGGCCCUGCCCCUGCUGCCUCGAGAGCUCUUCCCCCUGCUGUUCAAGGUGGCCUUCAUGGACAAGAAGACUGUUGUGCUUCGCGAGCUGGUGCACACAUGGCCUUUCCCGCUGCUCAGCUUCCAGCAGCUGUUGCAGGAAUGUGCCCACUGCAGUCGGGCCUUGCUGCAGGAGCGCCCCAGCACAGAGAGCAUGCAGGCUGUAAUCCUGGGGCUGACAGCCCGGCUCCACACCCCGGAGACCGAGGCUGGCACACAGCCUCUCUGCAGCCUACUCGUGCUCCCAGGAAGCAUGCCCUGCGAGUGCUGGACAUGACAGGCCUUCUGGACGACGGUGUGGAGCAGGACCCCGGCACCAUGAGCAUGUGGGACUGCACAGCGGCAGUGGCCCGCACCUGUAUAGCACAGCAGCAAGGCGGGACUGCGGAGCCUGGGCUGGCCCCUGUUCCUGUGGAGGUUCGUGUGGACCUGCGGGUGAACCGGGCCUCUUACGCGUUCUUGCGGGAGGCACUCCGCAGCAGCGUAGGCAGUCCCCUGCGGCUCUGCUGCCGGGAUCUGCGGGCCGAGGACUUGCCCAUGCGCAACACUGUGGCUUUGCUGCAGCUGCUGGAUGCGGGCUGCUUGCGCCGCGUGGACCUGCGCUUUAACAACUUGGGUCUACGUGGCCUGUCUGUUAUCAUCCCACAUGUGGCCCGCUUCCAGCACCUGGCCAGCCUGCGGCUGCACUAUGUGCACGGGGACUCCAGGCAGCCUUCUGUGGAUGGUGAGGACAACUUCCGUUACUUCCUGGCCCAGAUGGGCCGCUUCACUUGUCUGCGGGAGCUCAGCAUGGGCUCCUCUCUCCUCUCGGGUCGGUUGGACCAGCUGCUCAGUACCCUGCAGAGCCCCCUGGAGAGCCUGGAGCUGGCCUUCUGUGCCCUGCUGCCUGAGGAUCUGCGCUUUCUGGCCCAGAGCCCCCACGCUGUCCGUCUCAAGAAGUUGGACCUCAGUGGCAAUGACCUGUCUGGCAGCCAACUAGAGCCCUUCCAGGUUCUACUGCAGGCGGCAGCAGCCACACUGUUGCACCUCGAGCUAACUGAGUGCCAGCUCGCGGAUACCCAGCUGCUGGCCACACUCCCUGUGCUGACGCGCUGCACCAGCCUCCGCUACCUCGGCCUCUAUGGCAACCCGCUGUCCCUGGCGGGCCUCAAGGAGCUCCUACGAGAUUCAGUGGUGCAGGCUGAGCUACGCACGGUGGUGCACCCCUUCCCCGUGGACUGUUAUGAGGGCCUGCCCUGGCCACCGCCUGCUUCUGUUCUGCUGGAGGCUUCCAUCAAUGAGGAGAAGUUUGCUCGUGUGGAGGCCGAGUUGCACCAGCUGCUACUAGCCUCAGGUCGUGCUCAUGUGCUCUGGACCACAGACAUUUAUGGGCGCCUGGCUGCAGACUAUUUCAGCCUAUGAUCUCCAGGCUGUCCCGGUGUUCAGGGCUACUGGAGAUCCUUCCCUGCCUUAGGCAGACAGAGCCUUCACUGGGAUCCUGGCCUGACCCAGAGGCGCUGGGCUCGGGUUUCCUUGCUCCUGGGCACUUUGAGCCUUCCUAAGCUUCCUGCACCGCUGUACCCAUUCCCCUGACUGACUGUGGGCUUCAGGGCUGGAUUCCAGGCCUGCGGGCCAGGUUUGAUCAUGGUGCACUUGGCUGCCCUCUGGGGUUCUGAUCCUUCUGGAAUGUUUGUAGGGUCCCAACUGCAAGCCAGCCGAGAGAGAGUGUUCUCUAGGCCCGUCCCAGGAGAGCUGCGUGCUCCGGGUUUAAGGUUGGAACAGGAACCUGCUUCAAGGAGAACUGGGUCUCCAUGCACUGGGGCUUUUCAUGGUCCUGCCUGCCCCAGCACCCAGGCCACCUGUGGGCUUUGGAGCCAGAAGGGGUCGUUAAGGUAGAAACGUGCAGUGUGUUUGGAACUUA